Molecule: messenger RNA, 453 nt
Organism: Pollicipes pollicipes
Lineage: Eukaryota; Metazoa; Arthropoda; Thecostraca; Pollicipedomorpha; Pollicipedidae
Product: dystrophin-like
Exons: 3
Coding region: 165-401 (78 amino acids)
Source: RefSeq, a predicted model, not a curated record
UGCCCGCCUCACCCCCGCCGGAGCUGGGUCGAGAGUCGUCGAAGGAGGAGGAAGAGGAGGAGGCCCCGCCUCCGGUGGCCUCCUCCGGGGAGAACGCACCUCCUCCGGCGGCGGAGGAGCCCGACGGCGGCCGACCCGAGGGCGAGGCCCCCCUGCAGACCAGGAUGCAGGAGCUGGACGAGCACAACCGGCAGCUGGGGCAACGGCUGAGCAAGCUACGGCGCCUGCUGAACGGGGGCACCAACCUGGCCCGAAGCAGCACGCUGCAGACGCGCUCGGUGACGGCCUCUCAGCUCGCCAGCGACUCCCCAGCGCCCGAAGGUGGCUGUGGGCGUCCGAUUCCGCUGGCUUUUUCGCUGCCCAGCAGAGAACAGUUCAACGCAGAGCUGCUGAGUGCGUAGCUGCGUAGCUGCGUAGAUUGCCCCCUCCCCCACCGUUGGUGGAAGUUAUGAC